AUGCCAGAUUCUCAACAACCUUUACCAUCGUCAACAGAUAAUAGUGUAGUAGUUAUUGCUGAAGGUCUUGAUGCACAUUUAUAUGAAAGUCGUUCAAAUAUUGGAGGUAUUUGGUAUUUUGAUGAAAAUGAAAAUGUUAGUGGUGUUUAUAAAACAGCUCAUGUUACAUCAUCAAAAACAUUUUUACAUGCAUCUGAUUUUCCAUUUCCGAAGACAAUUGGUGAAUUUCCUU
Molecule: messenger RNA, 232 nt
Organism: Rotaria sp. Silwood2
Lineage: Eukaryota; Metazoa; Rotifera; Eurotatoria; Philodinida; Philodinidae
Source: the annotation of a GenBank genome assembly